AUGGACAGUGACGACGAGGAUCCCGACUCACUGACUGCAAAGCAGAAGCGCCUAGCCAUGAUCAAGCGUGCGAUUGCGGCGUGGGAUUUGGUGACGCCCGAAAUCGUCCGCAGCAGCUUCGAGAAAGCGCUGGCUUUUGGGCCAACGACUGGAGAAUAA
This is a messenger RNA of Aphanomyces astaci, 159 nucleotides long. RefSeq lists its product as hypothetical. NCBI's taxonomy places the organism in Eukaryota, Oomycota, Saprolegniomycetes, Saprolegniales, Verrucalvaceae. The transcript has a single exon. The record is from RefSeq and is a predicted model, not a curated record. Bases 1 to 159 code for a protein of 52 amino acids.